Molecule: messenger RNA, 1272 nt
Organism: Penicillium lagena
Lineage: Eukaryota; Fungi; Ascomycota; Eurotiomycetes; Eurotiales; Aspergillaceae
Exons: 2
Coding region: 1-1272 (423 amino acids)
Source: RefSeq, a predicted model, not a curated record
AUGCGUUGUUCAUCCACGAUAUCCUCUGUUCUCCUCAGAAGCAGCCCCCAUCGCUACGUUGCCGCCAAAACGGCUGCGGCCGCAUCCACUAAUACGGCCCAAUCACCUCCCUUCGUAGUCAAUGUCCAGGGUCCUCACGAGGAAUCAAAAGAUGAUCACCAGAGUGCCUUACAAUCCCAACUCCAGUCUAUCCCUGCAGAUGUCACCACUCUAAAGAUUUACAACGACACUCUAUCUAACACAGAAUGGGCGUUGCUUGGGAAACACUUUUCCAAAAUUAACAAUCUCGAAAUGGACGCAGGGAUCAACGAAGAACUCAAUGAUAAACACAUGCCUCUACAUUGGCCGCUUCAACGAUUGCUGCUAAGUUCUGCUUGCGGUGAAAUCAUCGAAAGCUCGUGGGUGCGGCAGGGUCGAAUCUCCCACUUGAUCAUGUACCUGACUCAUGGCCUUCGCUUUGAAGGUCCCACAAGCAAGGAGCUGGUACGCAUGAACGAGGAAGCAAUUGCGCACGGAGAAAAAGAACAGCAAUUCUUCGCUGUCAAGGAAGGCACACCCGAAGAGAGAAAGAUCAGCAUUGUCUCGAUUCCGGAACUGGUGAAUGAGUGGAUGAACAACAAGUACUCGAACCCAGAUGCUACAGUGGAACCGGAGAAUAUGCCUCCGUCUGAACCUAUUCACCUGCACACUCUGGAAAUCCUGGAAAAUGACGCACUGGAUACGUUCUCGAGGAUGAUAAUGGCACUGCCCCAUUUGGUGACCAAUCUGCACACGCUGAACUUGCGUUCGACAAGUGGUCUCGACUUUCGUUAUCUUGACGAGAGGAUGUUUCGCCAGUUCCCGCCCCAACUGAGCAACUUGAAGACACUGCGAUUAACAGUGGGAGAAGUCUUCAAGGAUCCAUCCUAUUUGCCUACACUAUACGACUACCUUCCACCGAACCUGACCUCGCUGUCUUUCCGCGGUCCCGUGUCGCUGUGUAGGUCCGAGCAGUGGAGGGAAUGGGUGGAGGCUUUUGAGUCAAAGGACUUCCUUCCCAAUUUGGAGAACCUCGGGUUUGUUCUUGAUCUAUACUAUCAGCCAGGUGAGAGUGACUGGGUUAAAAAGGAGGAGGUCAGAGCACCGGAGGAAGCUCUCUGUGAGGCGCGGGAGGCCUGUGAGGAUCUCUAUGAGGCUGCCCGGCGGCGCGGUAUUGCCAUCUACCCAGUGCAUGAUGAGUGGGUCGUGAAAUACCCUUAUCUCAGACAGGUGGAUGAUCGAUGGCGGGGAUGA